GGGGGUAAAUAUCGCGAGAUUAGCACAGAACGCACUCUCCUCUUUCCGCUGUGAAGCGUUCCCGCCAUCAUCGCACGUCGCUGCGAGGCGUCAACAACAAACACAGCGGAGAGCUGGGCGACGAAUGCCGGCAGAGCUGAGUUUCUGCCCCCCCGGAGAAACACCAGGAGAAGUCGUACCGCAUGCUACACGCUUGAAGGAUUUGAUUGCCAAAUCCAAGUUCACGGCGUGUACCGUCAGGACCUUAAGCCAUGGCAACCUUAGUGCCCAAAAUCUCCAGUGGUGGCGUUGUCAAUAUUCGCAUAAACAACCUUGACCUGGGGGCUACCAGAUGGAAACAAGGGAGUUUUGAGAUUUUAGAGAAGGACAACAAAGUUAACCUGUGUCUGAGAUUCAGCAGUGGUGGAGCUCCCAAAACGUUUCAGCUGAACCAGAAUGUGAAAACCUUCACCCAAAAGUCCAGCUUCAUUCGGCUGGUCCUGAAYGACAACAGCAUCAUCACCCUGGAUAAAAUGCCCCUGGCUGUGGCUGAGAGGACGAAGGAGUGCCUGGAGAAACUCAAGCAGGGAAAGUUUGUUUUGAAGUCCUCCCACGGAAGUGCAAACUUUGGAGUUCUUGCAAACCGCUCCAUGAAAAACGAGAAGAGCCCAUCGGGCGAUAAACAGACGACCUUGAGGCGUCACAGUGCAGAGGGUCGGGAGGACACGACCCCACGUAAACCUCUGAGCAGCCCCAGCAGAGCGGCCUCCACCCCCACCCGCAGCGGGCUGUCUGAGAACAGGGCUGAGAAGAGGAAGAGGCUGCUCAACUCUGAAAGUGACUUAACCGAGGAUUACCCCAAAGAAAACGAUUCAUCCAGCUCCUCUGGGUUCGACUCCACUUCAGCCCACGUCGUUUUACGGGAGCCGAUCUGCAACUAAAGACUACGGCCAGAGUCACUCCUUCCUGGACCGGCCUUCCAGCACUUCUCAGACCACCACAGCCAAGAGGAGCCURGUGCUGCCCAACCACUCCACCCCCUUCAAGAAAGUCCGACCCUCCCUGGACUACAGCGGCUGGAACAAGCAGAGACCCUCGACUCUGACCCAGCCACAGCCCCCACUGCAAGGGUUUUCUAAUCUGGGCAACACAUGCUACAUGAACGCAAUCCUUCAGUCCCUCUUCAGCCUGCCUUCCUUCUCCAUCGACAUGCUGAAGCAGAGCAUCCCCUGGAGGAAGGUGCCCACCAACGCAUUGCUCAGGAGGUUUGCUCACCUCAUGCUUAAGAAGGAUGUGAGCUGUCCAGAGACAAAGAAGGACCUGCUGAGGAAAGUGAAGAACGCCAUCUCCUCCACAGCUGAGCGUUUCUCUGGGAACGUGCAGAAUGAUGCUCAUGAGUUCUUGAGUCAGUGUUUGGACCAGCUGAAGGACGACGUAGAGAAAAUGAACAAAGCCCUGACCAAUGACGCCGCCGCCUCCUCUUCGUCCUCGGCGGUUUGUGAGAACGGGUCAGAGGUCAAGGUAGAACCCGGAGACGGGGCCGACACCUCCCGUGUCUACACCUGCCCCGUGGUGGUCAACAUGGAGUUUGAGGUGCAGCACACGAUCACCUGCAAAUGCUGUGGGGAGGUGGUGACCAAACGUGAGCAGUUCAACGACUUGUCCAUCGAUCUGCCUCGCAGAAAGAAAACCCUCCCACUUCGCUCCAUCCAGGACUCCCUGGAUCUGUUUUUCAGGAUGGAGGAAAUUGAAUACUCUUGUGAAAAGUGCAAUGGAAAAUCAGCAACUGUUACACAUAAAUUCAGCAAACUGCCCAGAGUUCUCAUCCUUCACCUGAAACGAUACAGCUUUAACGCUCAGCUGUCCCUGAACAGCAAGCUGGGCCAGCAGGUCCUGAUCCCACGAUACCUGACCCUGCUGUCCCACUGCACCGAGUCCACCAGAGCCCCCACCAGCCUCGGCUGGACCACCCAAACCUCCACGUUGAAAACGCUCAAAGCUUCACAGUCGCUCAACUUCUCCACGGCACUUUGUCGGAGGAGUGGAGGAAAAGCAGCCAACUCCAGCUGCAGCUCCACCCUCCUGGACUCUGACUGUGAGGAGGAGCCCAGCAGGAGGGUUCACGCCAGCCGCAAGCGCCGCCUCAGCAUCUGUCUGCCCGAAGAGGACGACCGUCCAGAGGAGAAGGGAGCGACGUUGGAUCCGUCAGAGUUCAGCGGGAUAAACGACGAUGAAAUGAUGGCGGCGGUGUUGGAGAUGAGCCGACAGGAGGCGGGGCUCUCUGCCCCGCCUCCUCUGGAGGACCGGCCAACCAGCAGCCCCGACACCGGGUUUGGGGACUCGGACGUCCAGGACCCGGACAGUCACACGGAUCUGCUGGACACAGAGAAGCAACCUGCAGAUGCUCUGGAUUCCCUGGACCUGACCAUGGAUGAGAACAAGGAGAACCAGACCCCGGAGGGAGUGCAGCAGCAGGGGGAGUUGGACUGGGUCCAGCAGUACAAUCUGGACCAAGAGCGGGAGGAGCAGGAGCUCCAGCAGGCCUUGGCCCAGAGCCUCCAGGAACACGAAGCCCAAGAGAUGAGAGAAGACGAUGAUCUGAAGAGAGCCACUGAGCUCAGCUUGCAAGAGUUCAACAACUCUCUGCCCGAGCUGCUCUGCUCGGACGACGACUCUGGAAACGAGGARGUUCUGGACAUGGAGUACACUGAAGCAGAGGCAGAGAGUCUGAAGAGAAACGCUGAGAGCGGAGACCUGGCCAACUCUUACAGACUCAUCAGUGUGGUCAGUCACAUCGGGAGCAGCUCCUCCUCAGGUCAUUACAUCAGCGACGUGUUCGACAUGAAAAAACAGUCGUGGCUGACCUACAACGACCUGGACGUGUCGCGCACGCAGGAAGCAGCCGUGCAGCGAGACCGCGACCGCAGCGGAUACAUCUUCUUCUACAUGCACAGAGACGUGUUCGAGCAGCUGUCUGACAUGGAGAGAUCAGGAUCCAGCAGCUCCUCGGAGGCAGGAAGGAACGUCCUGCAGCCCCUCUGAGCCCCCCACUCACAACCCUCUUGGAUCCAGUUCUGGUCCUGGGUAGAUGAAUUUAUCCUGUGAACUGUCUGUUCUGCUGGUUGUUGUUUUUUUUGACGGCUCUUCUUCAACUCUCUAAGGUGGUUAAAGACUCCAGUUUUGCCUCCACGUUUCCAAGACCUGACUCUUUUUUUUUUUCAAUAUAUAAAUAUAUAUAAAGUUUUAUUUGUUUUGUAAAUACAUUUUUUUUAAUUUACAACUUUAAAACAAACUUUCUGCUACAAAUAAAAAAGGAAACACCAGAAAAGGCUGGUGUUGUGCAGACCUGUUAGUUCUCGUCUGAAUAAUGAAASCUGUCGGAGUAAAAGCUGUUUUAGAGCUAGAGGCUUGUUGUGUUAACGGCUACUUUUGGUGCAAUAUUUAGGUUGUGGCACAAACAAAGAGUUCUGAUCAGUUUCUCUUACUGUGAGUAAUUUCCCAGUGGAUUUUUUGUGCUCAGUUUAAAUUGUGUGUGCAUUUUGUUAUUAUUAUUAUUAUUUUCAUAUUUUAAGAUCUGAUGGAAGAUGUUUGAGUUGCAGAACUUUUGUUGGGGUUUUGACCUUGUGCCUCCUAAGAACACUUUUAUAAAUACAUCGUGGACAAGCUUUACUUUGAAGGGUCUCAUUGUUUAAGUCAGACGUUAAAUAUAUAUCUAUAUAUAUACAAAGCCAACAGAUUUUAUAGUAUUUGCAGAAGAGGGUGGAUUUGUUUAAAUUAGCCACAAAGUAAAUCCUAAAUAUCACCAGAAAAACUAUUUAUGUAAGAGGAUUUAUGUUCCCAGUGUUCACCAUCAGACACAUCCAGUUAAAAACAGAGAAAAGGUGAGUUUUCUUGCUUUGGUUCCAGUUCUGUCACCUUUUUAUGUUACUGUAAAAAUGAAAUCCCACUGACACCAUCCUUUAUUCCUCAUUGAGAUAAUUUAAUCAGAUUGACAUAAUUUAGCAUAAAUAACUAUUUAAAUGACAGGCCUGUGUGGGUGGAUAUUAAAGAGGUGCGCACUUUUUAUUAGCUGACGUCUACGGCGGUUAAGUUACUGAUAAACCAUUUGUUUUUAAAGCUGCUCUGUCCCGAGUGCUGUGUAAAGAGGGUCUGUGGGUUUGUUGCUGUGUGCGUGAACAGCUUUUUCUACCCUUCAUACACAACUGAUUCUUCCUAUAGCAGAUUUUAAUAAAAAUUGAAGUGAAAGA
Austrofundulus limnaeus is the source of this 4226-nucleotide messenger RNA. RefSeq names its product ubiquitin specific peptidase 37 (gene usp37). Gene Ontology annotation, molecular function: cysteine-type deubiquitinase activity. NCBI's taxonomy places the organism in Eukaryota, Metazoa, Chordata, Actinopteri, Cyprinodontiformes, Rivulidae. Gene Ontology annotation, biological process: protein deubiquitination; G1/S transition of mitotic cell cycle. The record is from RefSeq and is a predicted model, not a curated record. Gene Ontology annotation, cellular component: nucleus; cytosol.